Molecule: messenger RNA, 1851 nt
Organism: Ophidiomyces ophidiicola
Lineage: Eukaryota; Fungi; Ascomycota; Eurotiomycetes; Onygenales; Onygenaceae
Exons: 4
Coding region: 1-1851 (616 amino acids)
Source: RefSeq, a predicted model, not a curated record
AUGGCUGCUAAAUCACGUAUGCCCAUCUGGAUUGGUGUGGGUGUCGUAGGCGCUGGCGCUUAUUACCUUUACAAUGCUGGAGGAGAUUACAAAAAAGCGACAAGAAACUUCGAAGAUGCCAACUUCCUGUGCUCUCUAGAUGAUGCCUCCAGGGCGAAACACAAGAUCAGAGGCGAUGUUGGCAGAGAUGCCGAGGGUGUCGGUGCUCGUGCUGGAGCUAAAAUUGAUGAAGGAGCAGAUAAAGUGCGCGACGCCGCGAAACGCCUAGACCAGCGCGCGACAGAUUUUGCAAAGGAGAGGGCCAACGAAUUAGAGAAGGCUCGACAGGAUACCUCCAAAGAGUUUCAUCAGAAACUCGACAGUUUAGAACGGGAUGCUGAGAAGAAAGCCGAGGAGGCAAAAAGCGGCAUCUCGUCCUGGUUUGGUGGCGGUAAGAAAGACGAGAAAGGGCUAGCUAUGCCCGCUACAACUUUGCGCAACCGCGCACCCAAGCGAGCUCAAACUCUCCUUCCACCAGCGCGAACGAAGCAGGCGGGCAUCCAGGGCUUUGCACGGACAGGCAAGGCCAAUGCGGGAGCAAAGGCACUUGCGGUUAAGGAUGCCGACUCUUCUCUUAAACGGAAAUUGCAGCCCACGGACAUUGGCGAACCUGCGGUAGAUCCAAGACCAGUGAAAGAACGAAAGACUUUGAACCCUCGCGCAACGAGGUCAAAUAAUACAUCUGCGAACGAUGGCUCGAGUUCAGAGCUUGAACAGAAAAAGUCGUUGGCUCUGUCACCUUCCAAUAAAGCUGACCACACACUCAACAAAUAUCCAGUUGAGCCUACAACCUCUACAAGUACUCCGAACAAAUAUCCCGAAAAGGAGAACCGUCCUUCCUCCUAUUACGAACUCAUUGCCCUAUAUUCUUCGUUUUUGCAAGCAUUAUCGUUGCAUUUUGCACACAAUGGAUUUACGUCUCCCGCCGAUCUUCAAAGCUUUCUUCCGAGUGUUGAACGGGUUUGGAAAAAGCGCAAGGUUCUCACUACUGAUAUUCAAAGAUUAUUAUAUAUCAAAAACAAUGGGAUGAAAGGCGAGUCCCCACUGGGAAGUCAUUUAAGACUAAUUGAUUAUGGAGCAAGAAUUCUUCUUGAGAAAGUGGCAGUAAAUAGCCACAAAAACGGUUCCCAAGGGCCCCUAAAUGAAGAUGAACUCAAAGAGCGUUUUGAGGAGAAUCUGGAACAUAUCUACUUGAAAAGUCACACCAAAACACCCAAAUUUGACUGUAUGCAAAAUAUUCCCUUGGCACCGAUUUAUUCGGUUCCAAAAGCUUUUCUUUCAAUAGGACAGAAGAAAGCCUCGGGGAUAAAGCUAGGGAUAGUUAAGCCAAAAGCAACCGAGAUAAUCAGCGUUAGUCAGGAGAAAACGUCUCGAGUGAAAUCAUGCGCGGCCGAACGACAAAGCGGGCUCUUAGAGAGAAUCAAGAGCAAGGCACUUCGUCAAGCGACUUUGACUCCGCUACUAUCGAAAGAGAAAAUGUUGCAACGAGCUGCUGCCAGCCGCGUCCCGGAUAUUAUCAAUGUAUUACUCCUGCUGGCUCCUGCUGCGUCUACCGGCCUGGAUAUGUCUCCAUCGCAUGCUAAAAAGGCUUUUAAGCUUGAUACAGUUAUUCAAAAUAUCAGGGAUUCAAUGCGUAACCCUGUCUCCAAAGAAGAAAUUUCCGCCAGCUUGGAAAUCCUCGCUCGACCCGAAAUUUCGGGUAAUUGGGUAACUAUUGUGAUCGUUAAUUCGAUCAAGUCAGUCGUUUUAAGAUCGUCGAGAGAUAUCUCUCCACAAAUUAUAAAGGAUAAGGUGUCAAAACUAAAUUUUUGA